Xyrauchen texanus (razorback sucker) is the source of this 1695-nucleotide messenger RNA. Its product is annotated as protein Wnt-11. The coding region runs from base 202 to 1071 and encodes 289 amino acids. NCBI's taxonomy places the organism in Eukaryota, Metazoa, Chordata, Actinopteri, Cypriniformes, Catostomidae. Gene Ontology annotation, molecular function: frizzled binding; cytokine activity. Gene Ontology annotation, biological process: multicellular organism development; canonical Wnt signaling pathway; neuron differentiation. The record is from RefSeq and is a predicted model, not a curated record. Gene Ontology annotation, cellular component: extracellular region. The transcript has 5 exons.
UGUCCCGACACUUUCAAGCAGACUGUAUGCAAAACUGAGUCGAAUUGAAGAGCUGUUAUCGCCUUUGCGUGGAGUGAACGAGAACAAAGUGGUUUAACGGUAAAUGGGAGCUCGGUCGGAUGGAACCAAACGUAUCACUGUAAACUCCUGGACGGACUUGUGCCAGAUCAGCAGCAGCUCUGCAAACGGAACCUCGAGCUCAUGCACAGCAUCGUGCACGCGGCCAAACUCACCAAGAGCGCGUGCCAAGGCACCUUCAGCGACAUGCGUUGGAACUGCUCCUCCAUCCAGAGCGCGCCUCACUUUACUCCUGACCUGGCAAAAGGGACGCGUGAGGCAGCAUUUGUGUUCUCUCUGGCUGCCGCAGUGGUCAGUCAUGCCAUCGCACGUGCCUGUGCAUCUGGAGAACUCCCCAGCUGUUCCUGUGCGACAGCGCCGUCAGAGCAGGCGGCCCCAGAUUUCCGUUGGGGUGGCUGUGGAGAUAAUGUCCGUUAUGGCCUUCAGAUGGGCUCCGCUUUCUCAGACGCACCCAUGAGGAACCGCCGCUCCGGACCACAGGCCUUUAGACUCAUGCAGCUUCACAACAAUGCAGUGGGAAGACAGGUGCUUAUGGAUGCUCUAGAGAUGAAAUGCAAAUGUCAUGGUGUUUCUGGGUCCUGCUCUGUGAAAACCUGUUGGAAGGGCCUUCAGGACAUCAACACCAUCUCCGCUGAUCUCAAAUCGAAAUACCUGUCGGCCACCAAAGUUAUUCCGCGCCAGGUAGGCACCCGCCGACAGCUGGUCCCCCGGGAGAUGGAGGUGAGACCUGUCGGAGAGAAUGAACUCGUCUACCUGGUCAGCUCACCUGAUUACUGCUCACAAAACGCCAAUCAGGGGUCAUUUGGAACCACAGACAGGCAGUGUAAUAAAACUGCAACAGACAGUGAGAGUUGUGGGCUCAUGUGCUGUGGGCGGGGCUAUAAUGCCUAUACAGAGGUGCUGGUGGAACGCUGUCAGUGUAAAUAUCACUGGUGCUGUUACGUCUCCUGCAAAACCUGCCACCGCAGGGUUGAGAGAUACGUCUGCAAGUGACAAACCACCACACGCAUUAUCUCCAUCUAAAAGCUUUGGAGAUCAUGGAGAGGAAGAAAGAGAGUUGGUAGCAAUGCUGGUCUCAAACUUGUAUGAUCUUUUUUGAGCCGUAAGUUAGUGGAUGAUCCUCUCUAAGUGCUGUAAGGAUGGCAUGAGAGUGAAGAAAAAAGAGCUGGAAUAAAGGAAUAAGGGUUGGUGAAGAGUUUACCAUUGAAAGAGAGUUAAUGAAUGGCUGUAAAAUAAAGAACCCUGUGGUGAGGCCCCAAAGGCACCCUGCAGAAAACCAGGGUGUUAAGUCCUAGCCGAUCGCAGCAAAAACUCAUCAACUCCAGCUAAGAGGAAGAGACUGGGGGAAGGGUAAAACUGUUAGUUACUUGCUGAUAAAGUCUCACAUUUCACGUUACAUCUAAUGGUCAGAUACAACCAUAUGAUUCUCGUGUGGAUAAUGUCAUGGGUAUACCGGUGCAAGGGAUGGACAUCAAAAUGUUUAGUUUGGUUAGCCUAAAAAAAUUUCUGUACUCAGGAUUGAUUAUGAAAGAAUGAUGAUACUAUUUUAUAGUAAUGUAUCCCAUCUUUUUGUGAAGUUGUUCAGCUUAGUUUUUUGUAUUACUGAAAAGACCUUUC